AGAGAGGCAGCGUGAGUGGUUGGAGGCGUGGAAGAGCCAAGAGAGACACUCACCGUAGCCGAUGUCCUUGACGUCUGUUAGGGAGAGAGAUCAGUAGCACAGGCGCGGCGGAGAUGGAGAGGCGACGGCGAGCGAGCGUGGACGACGGCGAAUCGGACGCGAGGCGCGGCGGCGAAGAGGUGCAACAACGAUUGCAUUGCGAGGAGGUGGCAAAUGCAAUCGUCGAGCAGAGAGAUGAGGGAGAAGGGGAGAAAAGGGGCAGAUGGUGAGCAGCCGGGCCAGAGGCAACGAGAAGGGAGAGAGAGGGAGUGGGGGGGAAAGAGAGAGGGCGAGGCAUCGCGCACGGCGCAGGAGACACCCCGCCCUGCUUCUUUUUGGAUGUGCGAGAGGGAGGAGAGAGCCAGCGACGAGGCCCGCACGCAAAGGUCGGCGUGCGAGCCUGGUGGAUGGGCAGAUUGCGUUAGACAGACGCGCAUGCGCGAGCGAGCGCGACACGCUGCCAAUCCGAGAGGGAUGGGCAAGCGUGUGCGCGAUCGCUUGGCGCGUCGCAGGCGGAGGGCAGGCAGAUGCACCUUCGUGAAGGAGCUCUGCCGGCCGGCGUUGCCCACGACGCGCCAGAAGGGAGGAAAGGGGCGCUCUGGCGCGGGCGGACCACGAUGCAACGAGAUGUCGCCGUGAGGCGACUGAAUCUCGCCUGGUGGUGGUGGGUGCACCCGCGCGUUGCUUCCGCUUGUGGAAGAGUAAGAUCUAGGCGCAGUCGGCGAUCGGCGGGCCCACGGCGCUCGUUGCGAACGACCGUGGCGCCAAUCGGCUGCUGGCGGCGUACGCACAUGGGGCAGAGCGCAGUGUCUCUUGCGCGUGCGCGAAAGGUCGGCGCACUGGCAAGAGACGGGCGCGCUG
Messenger RNA from Tilletiopsis washingtonensis, 900 nucleotides. RefSeq lists its product as hypothetical. The transcript is spliced from 2 exons. NCBI's taxonomy places the organism in Eukaryota, Fungi, Basidiomycota, Exobasidiomycetes, Entylomatales. The record is from RefSeq and is a predicted model, not a curated record. The coding region runs from base 214 to 678 and encodes 154 amino acids.